Molecule: messenger RNA, 5118 nt
Organism: Hippoglossus stenolepis (Pacific halibut)
Lineage: Eukaryota; Metazoa; Chordata; Actinopteri; Pleuronectiformes; Pleuronectidae
Gene: fbxl20
Product: F-box and leucine-rich repeat protein 20
Exons: 15
Coding region: 549-1859 (436 amino acids)
Biological process (GO): SCF-dependent proteasomal ubiquitin-dependent protein catabolic process
Cellular component (GO): SCF ubiquitin ligase complex
Molecular function (GO): protein binding
Source: RefSeq, a predicted model, not a curated record
CGUAUUCAUUCUAUGAACAUUUUAAUGACACACAUUUUAAUGUUUGUAUUUAUUCCUGAGCUUGUUGCAGGGGCCCUGUCUCAUUGUGAGGCCAGCCAACAAGUAGGCAAAGUAAGGCAGUGUCCUUAUUAAUUUGUUCGGGGGGAAUUAGCACCUAUUCGUGCCCCAGUGCGUCAUUAUAUUUAUUAGUUCUAAGACAUGUAGGCGUAGUACCAGCUCCAUGUUGGGGCAGCACAGCUCGUAUUCUUGUCGGGCUUUUGUGUGGAUGGAUGAAGGCUGCACAGGGGGGAGGAGGAGGUGAGGACGAACCGAGCAGAAGAGCGACCACUGGCUCAUUGGCUGGCUGGUGCCAAUAGCCUCCUGCAGCCCGUGUGUUAUCACAAAGUCUGCGUUCCUGCUCGAAAACCCAGCGGCACCGCAGCCCCGGAGCUACCGAGAGGACGGUAGCAUGAUAGUCGUGGAGGGGACUCGGCAGGUAGAGGGCCCGUGUCUGCUUUUCACUGCGCCUACACCGAAUUCACUGAGUCGGUAGCCGCCAGCGUCCCGACAUGGGGAAGGAGGUAAAUGGUGUUUCCCGGAGCCGGUUUGAGAUGUUCACAAACAGUGACGAGGCAGUCAUCAAUAAGAAGCUGCCCAAGGAGCUGUUGCUGCGAAUCUUCUCCUUUCUGGAUGUGGUGACACUCUGUCGCUGUGCCCAGGUCUCACGGUCCUGGAACGUUCUGGCCUUGGACGGCAGCAACUGGCAACGAAUUGACCUCUUUGACUUUCAGAGGGACAUUGAGGGCCGGGUGGUGGAGAAUAUCUCAAAGCGAUGUGGGGGGUUUCUCAGAAAGCUGAGCCUGCGGGGGUGCCUGGGUGUGGGUGACAGUGCCCUGAGGACUUUCUCACAGAACUGCAGGAACAUUGAGCUUCUCAGUCUGAAUGGCUGCACCAAGAUCACUGACAGCACGUGUAAUAGCCUCAGUAAGUUCUGCCCAAAGCUGAAGCACCUGGACCUUGCCUCCUGUACCUCAAUCACCAACCUGUCACUGAAAGCUCUCAGUGAGGGUUGUCCCCUGCUGGAGCAGCUCAACAUCUCUUGGUGUGAUCAGGUCACCAAGGAUGGCAUCCAGGCCCUGGUGCGCUCCUGCCCUGGACUCAAGGGCCUUUUCCUUAAAGGCUGCACACAGCUAGAAGAUGAGGCUCUGAAGCACAUUGGGGCUCACUGUCCCGAGCUGGUCACGCUCAACCUGCAGACGUGUUCACAGAUCACAGAUGAGGGCCUCAUCACAAUUUGCAGAGGCUGUCACCGCCUGCAGUCUCUGUGUGUGUCAGGCUGUGCCAACAUCACAGACGCCAUCCUUCACGCCCUGGGACAGAACUGCCCUCGCCUCAGAAUAUUAGAAGUAGCCCGCUGCUCCCAGCUUACAGAUGUGGGUUUCACUACAUUAGCAAGGAAUUGUCAUGAGCUUGAGAAAAUGGAUUUGGAAGAAUGCGUCCAGAUCACAGAUGGAACCCUCAUCCAGCUGUCUAUCCACUGCCCUCGUUUGCAAGUCCUAAGUCUAUCCCACUGUGAGCUGAUCACCGAUGAUGGCAUCAGACAUCUCGGCAGCGGCCCAUGCGCUCACGACCGUCUGGAGGUGAUCGAGCUGGACAACUGCCCCCUGAUCACAGACGCUUCGCUGGAGCACCUAAAGAACUGCCAUAGUCUGGAUCGCAUCGAGCUCUACGACUGCCAGCAGAUCACCCGCGCUGGUAUCAAGAGACUAAGGACCCAUCUGCCUAACAUCAAAGUGCACGCGUACUUCGCUCCCGUCACUCCGCCCCCCUCGGUCGGGGGCAGCCGUCAGAGGUUUUGCCGCUGCUGUGUCCUGCUAUGAUGUAAAGACAACAACCCCUCUUCCUCUGUCCCCAUGUCCCUCAUACACGGUCCCCGCAGCCCGUCACUUGACCCAUCACGAUCCGCUGUCCACCCCAAUGCCGGCCCCUUGUCAAAGAGUACAUGCUGGUGUGUCCCCUUUUGGAGCUGCAGAGAGAGGGAGAGAGCCAAACAACGCCACAGGGUCUUGGGUAACUCUCCCCAAAAACAUUCCCAACUCUCCCCACCACAAACACGCAUCCAACUGCCUUCUACACGAGCUGAUAUGCAGACACACCUGUACACAGAGAUUAACUCUCAGAAGAAUGUCAGAGCAUUCCUGGGCUGCGUUCAAUGGACAACAGUAUUACAAAGAGGGUUAUGUAAAAAUCAAUCUUGAUUUCCACCAUUAUUAAGUCACGCAGAACAGAAAUGUUAAAGAAUUACACAACAAGACCUUCACAUCAAAAAUAAUUGUCCAGUAUUUGCAAGCAGCCAGACUCUUCAGUUACUUAGCACUUUGAGACAAAUUACAGCGACAGCUUUCAAGCAGAAUAUUUAAGUAGGCUGAAAGAUCCCCACUUAACCCCUCGCACACAUUUCCCCCCUUCAGUGUCAAAGGUCAUUUAACCGCUACCUCUAGACGGGACCGGCACUUGAGUAAGACCUGUGUGAGUUUUGUUCUGCAGGCUGUUCAAUUUAAAAAAAACAAAAAAGGGGGGGGCAGCCUCCAAUAAAGCAGCCGAAAGCCUGUCGUGUGAUUUUAGAAAAUAUAUAUUUGCAGCUCUUUGCACUUACAGUAAAGCAAUUAUGAGACACUUUAAAAAAAAGACCACAAUCUCACCAUUGAAGACAUUUUAUUAACAACACAAAUCCAAAUCCUCACUUGAAUGCAUACACUGAGCUUGCCACACCUGUACCCUCGCCUCUCUCUGUUACAAUCAGAAGCUUCAAUAUAUUGAAGAGGGAAAAGAAAGACAGUUUUAAUAUUUUUCUAAAAAUGGACACCAAUUAAGACUCACAAGCGGGGACUUGAGAAGAUGCCAAAUGUUGCAUGUAACACCUCUAGUUUUUUAAAAUCUAAUUGUACAUAUAUGAGGACCGUGGGAGUCCGAGAGUCGAAGCCAGCUACACAACAGAUGAUCAUGUGAGAUGUUGAUGGGUCUUUCCGAGGUAACAAGGAAACUGAGAAAAUAUGUGCCGGAGUGUUAAAAAGGAGCCAAUACUCACCCUGGAGUUGGACAAAUGAGCAGAUGCUGACCCGUGAAAGCUCAUGUCAACGGCAGAAAAGUUUUAAAGACAGUCUUUUGACAGAGGAGGAAAAAAAGAAGACAUCACUACACGAAUUCAAACUGUCGGAACAGGACAAUGGAAAGAUAAAGCCAACCGAAAACAAUCAAAGUAUAUUUUCAUUUAGUUUGAUUUUUGUUUAUUUGCUCUCGUUUUUGCAUCGGCGAUGGUUCCUGUCGACGAGGAACUGGUGAACCACACGCAAGCGGUGAGAGGACGUGCCCCAGUGGCAGCGUGGCAUUAGCAACUCCUCAGCUCCCAUGAGGCCUUGCAGGGUACGUAGUGACAGUGUGUAACACCCUGCCACCUGUGACCCCCUUCCUUCCCCACCGUCUGUCUGGGACCGGUGACUCUGUCGGAGAUGACGACCAGAUCAGACCGGUGGAGUCACUGCGAGAGGAAGUGGACGGAAUUUUGAGCGCACAAUUCUGUCUUGCUGACAGAUAUGAUGGAAUAAUUUGUCACAACAGAGGGCUAUACUGAACUUGAGCCCCUGCCCUAUGAAGUAUUGAAGCCUUUUCUAAUGGAAUAUCUCCUCCUGCACUUGCACCUGCUUUACUCUGUCUCUCUUUUCUUCCCGUUUUCAUUUUAUAAACGUGUCUUUUUACUGCUUUUCUUUCCCUUUUCCUCUGGAUCUCUUACCCUUUUCUCUUUCUUUGCUAUUUUUCUGUUUUUGGUGUGGUUUGGAUUGCGCCUGCUUUGUGUUUGAAGUCACGAGUUCAGUGUCUCCAAGUUGAGUUUUUUUUUUUUCUUUUUUCGAGCCCCCUUCCAGUCCUCAGUUCUGAUCUGAGGGAGUUUGUGUUUUUAUUAAGAGUUUCUUGUUACUAAAUGUCCAGAGCGUAGCCUUUGUCCAGAGGAAGCGUUGGCACCAGUGCAAUUGUAAUAAAUGUUAAAUGUGAGUUGGAUAUUUUUAUGUGAAUCGAGGAGGGAGUUGAUGAUGACAUGUAUGUAUGUAUGAUGUAGCUUAUUGAAUGUUUCUAUCACAGAGAAGUCCUCAAGAUGGCUGUUCGGGCAUCCUGUGCCACUCUUGCAGAAACAGGUUUUUCUCCCAUAAGUGUGCUUUUCCUCUCCAGUUUUAUUUUUUUAUGGCUUGCUUUUCCAAAAACCGCCCUCCCAUAAUGCACCAUCCCCAAAAUACAUCAAUCAAGGUUUAAAUUGGUUAACCCACUGUGGAAUGUGGAUCGCUCUCAGAUGUCCCCGCUCUGGUUUGAAGGAUCCGUGCCAACAGGCAAGAACCUUGAAUAAUCAUUCUAUUCACUCGGUGAUUUGACAGCUACAACGGGACUGAUAAUACAAACUGAGAUGAAUCCGAUGUAAUCCAGUCUGAUCUGUUUUGUUUGAAUGGGGGUUUUACGGAAGGAUUAACAACAAAGAGUCAAAAUGGCGGAGGCAUCUAAUGCAGUUUGGGGUUAAGACAAUUGGAAAGAAAAAGUCACAGGAUUUAGGCUGAUGUAACACCUGCUCGCCCCGAUCAGGGUUCACUGUGUGUGGCACAAGCUGAGUCACCAGUGCAGCUGACAUGUGCUUUCAAGGCAAACACUUUGACUGGAUUACAGGUAAUAAUACUCAACCUGCCCCGGAUGGUUUUAUUUGUAAAAGGAACUAACCUGACUUCGGCCUCUUUGUGGUGCAAAAUACACUACGGCUCUGCAAAGCAAAAACCCCCGCACUGACUUUUCCUGACAUUAUCAAACACCUCUGUGUCCUUUCGUCACACUCUCACCAGUUUACACAGAGGACGGGCAUCCAUGCUCUGGAUCCAGAGGGCCGGAGAUUAAUCUACAGCGUGUGCUCGUGGUAGAUUGACAGCAGAGAAAUUUCAAAAACAAUUUUGACAAUGACUGUAGUUCAUAAAAUUACUGUAAAUCUUUUCCUUUUUUUUCUUUUUUUUUUUUCUUUUGUUUAAUUUUUUUCAUUUUUUUUUUUUUUUUUACAAUUAACCGAUAUAAAUGAAUAUGUACGUAUGAAUAAAUAUAUACCUAUAUUAUUAA